Molecule: messenger RNA, 1389 nt
Organism: Microstroma glucosiphilum
Lineage: Eukaryota; Fungi; Basidiomycota; Exobasidiomycetes; Microstromatales; Microstromataceae
Exons: 2
Coding region: 1-1389 (462 amino acids)
Source: RefSeq, a predicted model, not a curated record
AUGGCCGGGCCUGAAUCAGCGACAACAAGCAAUAGCGACCGUCAUGAGGAUCGGCGCAGAGAUGAGCGGCAUGAGUCGCGGCACCACCGCGCGAGGGACAGGCGGGAUGAGGCAGAAGACGACGAGGCUCGUCACAGCAGGAGGAAAAGAGAGCGAGAUGACCGCCGCAAUGGCGAGGAUCAAGACGAUGAGAGACGGCAUGCUGAGAGAAGGAGGCACAGGGAGGAUGACGAGGGUCGUAAGCGCUCGAGAAAGGCAGAAGAUGAUGAUCGAGAACGACGACGCGAGCGAGAUGAUCGUCCUCACUCGUCAUCCUCGCGGCAUCACUCCAGCAGGAAGCAUCGCCGGCAUCGCUCCCCUUCUUCCUCGCCCGGUUCCGCCUCUGACUCUGGCUCUGACGACGAAAACGACGCUUCUGGUUCAAGCGAGCCACCGCCACUCCACCCCCGUCUCGCCUCCUCCGGGCUACAACCGCUGACGAAAGAGGACUACUACGCCCAAUCCGCUCCCUUCCGGCACUGGCUUCUCACCUCUCGCAAGCCCAAGCGUCUCAACGACCUCUCCUCUCGCGAGUCGCAUUCACUCUUCCGCAAGUUCAUAGACAAGUACAAUCGAGGGCGACUUCCAGACCUCUACUAUACCGAGGGUGGAAUCACCUCUAAUUCCCUCGCAACGACCUCUGCAGGGCAGACGGGGUACAAGUGGGGCUUCGUGGAGAAGCGCAGCAGGAGGGACCAGGAGGAGGUGGAGUUGCUGAGGGAUGGGGUGGACUCGCUCACCAAUGGGAUGAGUAAAGGGGCAAAGGAGAGGAGGGAGAGGGAGAUGAAGUCGCGCUCGUCCCGAGGACGUGGGGCCGCUGAGGAAGGAGACGGCGAGGAGAUCGGACCGAUUAUGCCUCCCGCUGCAGGACCCAGUAGUGGAACCACACCUCUCGGCAGGAGCGCUCAUCCUACAGACGCCAGGCUAGCAGCAGAAGAAGCGGCCGAGCACGCACGCCGACAAGCCCAAUCGCAGCGGCGCGGCGAGCGUCGCGACGCCAAAGACCUACGCGAGGAGGCCAACCCGAGGGCCACGGGGCGCGAUGCCGUCAUCGAGAAGCGCAGGGAGACCAAUCGGGCUAAUCGAGACUUUGAGGCGGCUAGAGGUGCAGGGGAUAUUGAGCUACCAGAGGAACAGCUCAUGGGUGGGGGUGCGAGCUUUCAAGAAGCGCUCGCGGCACAAAGUCGAGCCCGUCUCGGUCCUGCAAGGUCUAAAGCGCAAGAGGCUCGCGAGGCAAAGCGUUUCGAGAAGGAGCAGGAGAUGGAGAGCAAACGACAGGCCUUUAAGGCAAAGGAGGAUGGGACGAUGGCUAUGCUCAAGGAGCUGGCGAAGAGUCGCUUUGGGUCAUGA